Molecule: messenger RNA, 4095 nt
Organism: Carassius gibelio (silver crucian carp)
Lineage: Eukaryota; Metazoa; Chordata; Actinopteri; Cypriniformes; Cyprinidae
Product: rho GTPase-activating protein 17-like
Exons: 20
Coding region: 291-2660 (789 amino acids)
Biological process (GO): positive regulation of GTPase activity; regulation of actin cytoskeleton organization; regulation of Rac protein signal transduction
Cellular component (GO): intracellular anatomical structure; cytosol; cytoplasm
Molecular function (GO): GTPase activator activity; protein binding
Source: RefSeq, a predicted model, not a curated record
AUGUGUCACAACCCACUGCGCUCCACAACAGGGAAGUGAACUGCACUUCCUAUUUCCUCGGCGUUACUGCUGUUUACUGACUUAACCAGAAAUCGAGAGGAUGACAAACGAAUGGACCACGUUUGACGCACGGUUUAUAAAUGAAUAUGAGCAGUAAAUAAAACAGAUCGCCCGGUUCGGAUCCAGUUCUGCGCGCGUAAUGGGAGCGUCGCGUGCGCGGGCGGCACUUUGAUAAAACAAGCGACUGAUGUUUCCAAGUUUUAUAUGUUAGUGGCUGAAGACGAUUCAAGAUGAAGAAACAGUUCAACCGCAUGAAACAGCUCGCCAACCAGACCGUUGGCAGAGCAGAGAAGACCGAAGUACUGAGUGAUGACCUUCUUAUGAUCGAGCGGCGCCUUGAAAACAUGCGAUUGGUCUCCCAUAAUGUGCACAAGAAGAUGGUCAUGUGUCUGCAGAGCAACGUGGGCUCAGAUGUGGACAAGAGACAUAAAAAGCUUCCUAUCACAGCCCUUUCACAAUCCAUGCUGGAUGGAGGAAGUCAGCUCGGAGACGAGUCCCUCAUCGGGAAGAUGAUGGAAGUCUGUGGAGAUGCUGAAAACAAACUGGCCUUGGAGCAGAGCCAACAUGAAGUUCAGCUGGAGAGAGAUUUUCUGGAGCCUCUCAACCAGCUGGCGGAGGUGGAGAUUCCUAACAUCCUGAAGCAGAGGAAACAUUUAGCCAAGCUUGUGUUGGAUUUUGAUUCUGCAAAAGCCAGGUAUCAGCAGGCCACAAAGGCGUUUCCGACAGCUGCUAAUGCUCAAGCAAUGGCUGCCAAAGUGGACAUACUUAAGGAGGAGAUGGAUGAAGCCCAGAACAAAAUGGAAAUAUGCAAGGAUCAAGUGGCUGCAGAUAUGUACAGCUUUUCCUCCAAGGAAGGAGAAUAUGCUCGCUAUUAUGUGCUGUUGUUAGAAGCUCAAGCCGAAUAUCACAGAAGAGCUUUGGCGUCCAUCGAGAGCGUCCUGCCCACCAUACAUUCACAGCAAGAUAAAUGGACCGAGAAGCCAGCGUUUGGCACGGCUCUGGAAGAACAUCUGAAGCGCACUAGCAGAGAGAUCGCUCUGCCCUUAGAGGCCUGCAUUAUGAUGCUGCUGGAAACCGGCAUGCAGGAAGAGGGCUUGUUCCGUAUCGCUGCCGGAGCCUCAAAACUGAAGAAGUUAAAGGCGGCACUGGACUGUUCCACUUCCCAACUGGAGGAGUUUUACUCUGACCCUCACGCUGUAGCCGGAGCCCUGAAAUCUUACCUGAGGGAGCUGCCUGAACCUCUGAUGACCUACCAGCUGUAUGAAGAGUGGAUCCAAGCCUCCAGCGUUUCUGAUCCUGAUAAGAGGCUUCAGGCGCUGUGGGUGGUGUGUGACAUGUUACCAAAAGCGCAUAAGAACAACUUUAGGUACCUGGUGAAGUUUCUUGCAAAGCUUGCUCUGGAAAGUGACGUAAAUAAGAUGACCGCGAGCAACAUCGCCAUCGUACUGGGACCCAAUUUACUGUGGGCCAAGACAGAGGGGAGCCUGGCUGAGAUGGCAGCUACUACCUCCGUCCAUGUGGUGUCUAUAAUAGAGCUGAUAAUCAACCAUGCUAGCUGGUUCUUCCCUGAAGAUGUGGACUUCAAUGUCUCAGGCAUGUUUGCUUUGCCUGGGUGCCCGGGGACCCCUGACUUAGAAGCCGGGACCAUAGACAGGAGACGCCCUAGCAGCCAGGGGUCGCUCGAUUCUGACACAGCCCGCAAAGACAGCCCUGCUAACAAACAGCCGGAAAUCGUCCCUCGUAGAGCUGGCACAGUAAAUAAAAAGCAGCACUCCACGCCUACCUUCCAGCCCCCUCUGCCUCCCAUUGACGACGGGGGGGUUCCCGUGUUUGAGCCCUCCCCUCGGUCGCCCACUGGCAGGGGUCUGGAGGCUGGGCAGGCGGGAGCUGUGCUUCCUCAGACCCUUCAGCCUUUAGUUCAGCAGACUGUGGAGAACAGUAACAUCGCCCGAGAUCCUGUAUCCACACCCCCUGCCAUGAGGAACGGCCCGGGAGCUGUGAGUGGGACGCCCGCUCCGCUGACUGUAGGGACCCCUACCUCAGGUCCUAAGGGCCCCAGUCCAUUCUUGGGCCGCAGAGGUACAAAGAAACAAGCGCCAGCACCUCCCAGACAGAGCGUAAAAGCGGCUCCUAACCAGCCCACACCAAACCAGCCGUCAGCCCCGAGCACCCCUCAGUCUCUCCUCGCACCCCGCCGCAGCAUUCAGACCCUCAUCCAGGCCCCCAGCCACCCUCCUCCUCAGCCUCCUUCCCAGCCUCCCCCCCAGAGCACAGAAGAAGCCGAACCGCCCCUAACCCGAACACCCACCCCUCCCGGUACACCUCCUCACGACAGCUCCCAGCUGCGCCCCAGGCCCACCCCUCGAGCACGACCCAAACCCGCCGGCCCGCCACCACCACAACCAACUAGCGACGGCUCCAACGGUGUCUGUGUUUCUGGAUCCAAGAUUAUCUCCGAUGAAGAUGGAGAUGGAGAUGGAGAUGGAGAGGAGAGAUCUUUGACGGGACCAGGGCUGGAUCUGGUACCGGAGCUUGAGGAGGAUGAAACCACAGGAACGCUCACAGAAGAUGAACACCAAUCAGUAAGCACCGCCCUGUGAGGUGGGCGGAGUCCAGUCGUCACACAGACAAUGGAAAGCUAUGUUCCUAAUAGAAUACUAGCAUACUUACUGCACAGUGUGUUCUUACUAUUGUUAUCGAGGAUGACAUCAGUUACCUUAUGAAUAAAUAUAGGUAUUAAGCAUUCAGAUUUAUGUAAAAAAAAAAAUAUAUAUAUAUAUAUGAUCAAAUGAGUCAUCAAAGUUGCUUCAAACGUCACACUGGAGAUGGAAGGUCAAGUCAAUGCAUUGCCUUGUGGGAUAUGGUACCCAGCACAGUGUGCAUUUAUAGUAGGUCAUCUGGGUAUUCAAAGCCUACAGAAAAUAGUAGAUACAUACAGCACAAAUAGUAUGAUAGUAUGCUAUUCUGAACAUAGCUAUUCACUUUGACCCCUAUAGAGAUCUCCCACUGUCCUCACAAUGCUGGCACAUUGUAACUAUAUACCAGGAAAACAAAACAGUCUGCACAUUAACAUGCUAUACAUUCUUGAUUUCAUCCAAAAAUAGCAUAAAGCUAGUUCGGGUUUUAAUCAAGUAUGAAUGUCUUUCAAUUUAGUGAUUUUCUGCAUAACAAGGGUUUUAUAUGUGCCUUGAAAGAAACCGAUGUCUCACACAAUUCGCCUCAUGUUUUUGUUGGUUAUCAUGGUGAAUGUCUUUUUUUUCCACAUUUAUUUGAAUCAUUCCUUUUUUUCUUUCAAAUACUUUCGUUUUUUGAAGAUUUCACAAAAAUUGUAUUUAACAAAAAAAAAAAAAAAAAAAAAAAAAGCUUAAGAAACAUAAUGGUUAUACAGGUACAGUUGAUUUAAUAAAUGAAUAUGAUUUGUAUUUUUAAGUAUUUUUCCUGGGGUGCAAUACUGACUGCAAUGUAGUGUUAUGACAUGACAGUCAUUUUUGUAUUAGUUUAGUAGUUUUUAACAGUUGUAACUGUCUUUUACAGGGUUUACUUUAGUGGUGUAUAUACUAAAUAAACCCUGCGUGUACUAUUAUGAAAUACUUUAUUCUCCAAAAUGACCAAAGAUGCUUUUUUAUAUAUAUAAAAAAGCGUAUGAUCCUGUGUCAGAGCUUUAGGGGGGGUUAUUUCAUGUUGGAUGCAAUGCAAAAACAGCACUGACAACAUAAAUGUGAAUGAAAGGGUUAAUGGAUCAGUCAAGCUCAGGAACCGUCAGCUAGAAAGCCAAAGUCAUUUAGUCUUUUCAAGAGUGAGUAUGUGUCUUUAUUUCUGUGGAUAUGUUACCUUUAAUUGGCUCUUAAUUGUACAUAUUGAUUUUUUUUUCGGUUUCAUCCCCUUUUGUACAUCUGUGUGCACAUUCCCUCCAUCUGAAUUCUACUUCAUGUUCUCCAGUGCCUCCAGUGAAUAAAUGUUGGUACACAUUCAGUUUUUCAACACAGCAACUGUUUUCUGAUUAUAUAUCUAAUAAAAUGCUUACAGAAAUCAAAA